Molecule: messenger RNA, 902 nt
Organism: Helicoverpa armigera (cotton bollworm)
Lineage: Eukaryota; Metazoa; Arthropoda; Insecta; Lepidoptera; Noctuidae
Product: thymidylate kinase
Exons: 7
Coding region: 184-810 (208 amino acids)
Biological process (GO): dTTP biosynthetic process; dUDP biosynthetic process; dTDP biosynthetic process
Cellular component (GO): cytosol; mitochondrion; nucleus
Molecular function (GO): ATP binding; nucleoside diphosphate kinase activity; dTMP kinase activity
Source: RefSeq, a predicted model, not a curated record
CGAAGAAAGACAGCAUCAGCAUUGACAGCAUGUUUCAUGUUUCUAUGCUGAAGAGAAAAAAAAACGGAUACCGAAAGCAUUAAUUGAUUCAACGGCACAGUUCACCGGAACGUACAAUAACCCUUCGAAUAUACUAGGAAGGUCGUUUUUAAUUAACAGAAGAUACAUACUACUGAUAUAAAGAUGAAACGUGGAGCACUAAUAGUUAUUGAGGGGGUGGAUAGGACAGGAAAGUCGACUCAAGCCAGAACGCUUGUUGAGAAUUUGAAAAACAAGAACAUCCAGGCUGAGUACACAAAUUUCCCGGCCAGAAACACAGAUGUUGGGAAAAUUAUAAAUAAUUACUUGCAAAUGAAGAAUGAUUUAUCAGAUGAAGUAAUCCACUUGUUGUUCUCAGCAAAUAGAUGGGAAAGAGCUAAGAAUAUAAUUAAGAAAUUAGAAGCCGGCACCACAAUCAUUGUAGAUAGAUAUUGCUACUCUGGGGUUGCAUUCUCGGCCGCUAAAGGUUUAGAUUUCAAUUGGUGCAAGUCUCCUGAUGUAGGUCUCCCGAAACCAGAUAAAGUGUUCUUCCUCACAAUGCCUGUUGACUCCAUCAAAGAAAGAAAUGGCUUUGGAAAUGAAAGGUAUGAGGUACUGAACUUCCAAAAGAAAGUAUCUGAAACCUAUCAGAAGUUAAAAGAAGACAACUGGGAAGUUUUAGAUGCUAACAGGUCUAUUGAGUCCAUCCAAGAAGAUUUGUUGCAGCAAUCACUGAACAUUAUCAAUGAUGUGCCAGAGAAGCCUAUAGGCAAGCUUUGGAAAAAGGAAUGACAUCCAAAGUACUUACUUAAUAACAAAUGUACAAAGUAAGGCCGUAUACAGAAAGAAAGCUGGAAGAAGCUGGCGCUUGGCAGCGCUGGUAA